Messenger RNA from Strongyloides ratti, 1419 nucleotides. Its product is annotated as Rabaptin-5-associated exchange factor for Rab5 ortholog. Gene Ontology annotation, molecular function: DNA binding; guanyl-nucleotide exchange factor activity; zinc ion binding. Gene Ontology annotation, cellular component: endocytic vesicle; cytosol. The transcript is spliced from 4 exons. Gene Ontology annotation, biological process: vesicle-mediated transport. The record is from RefSeq and is a predicted model, not a curated record. Bases 1 to 1419 code for a protein of 472 amino acids. NCBI's taxonomy places the organism in Eukaryota, Metazoa, Nematoda, Chromadorea, Rhabditida, Strongyloididae.
AUGGAAAAUAAACGUGUUAAAGUUCAUAUUUCUGAAGAUCAAUUGAAAUGUAAAAAUGGAUGUGGUCAUUAUGGAACUCCACAAUGGAAAGGUUUAUGUUCUGUUUGUUGGAAAAUUAGUCAAAUGGAAACAAGAAGAUUAAAAGAUUUUGCCAAAAACAAAGAUGUAUUAUCAUCAAAUGAUAGUGUUAGUACAUUUAAAACACAUUUUCUUAAAAAUCCUUUAACUACUACUGUUAAUACAAUAGCAAUACGUAGUAGAAAUAUGUUAUCACCAACCACAAGUACAACUGGUAUUACUUUUCCGGAACAAAGUAUAGAUUCUCAACAAUUGUCUAACGUUGAUGUUAUUAGUAGAAAACGUUCAUUAUCUCCAGAAAGUGUUGCAACUAUGGAAGAAUAUUCUUCUUAUAUAAAAACAAAACUUCCUAAAACUCUUGGAAAAGAUAUUGAUCGAAUGACAAAAGAAGCAAUUGGAAAAUUAUUUGAUAAUCAACGAUUUUUGGGAGGAGAUGAACAAUCAGAAAUAGUUCAAACAUUAUAUGAUAAUGUAUGGAAUAAACUUCUUAAAACAGCUAAUGAAUUACGUAAUACUAUGCAUUUAGAUGUCUCUGAAUGUAUAUCAGUUGUUGAAAGAUUAAUUUGUGUUAGAUGUUAUGAUAUUUUAUUUGGUAAUAGUAGUGAAGAAGAAGUUGCUGAUCUUUCUUUACAAGAUAGAAUUCGUUCACUUUAUUGGGUAAAUUAUGGUUUUCUUGAUACAGAAUUAAAUUUUACAAAAAAUAAUGUUAGAGAUUUAAUUGAUGAAGCUGUUGCUAAAGUAAUAGAUAUAAAUGUUUUUAAAAGUACAGAAGAAAAAUUAUCUAGUUUAAUUGAUGGUUGUAGAAAAAUACUAGAAGCAUUAAAACAAUCUCGUGAUGGUGUACCAGCAUCAGCAGAUGAAUUUUUACCAGGUCUUAUUUAUGUAAUUCUCCGUGCAAAUCCUCCAUUGAUACAAUCAAAUUUAAAAUUUAUUUCUAGAUUUGCACAUGAAAAUAGAAUUAUAAAAGGUGAAAGCGGGUAUUAUUUUACAAAUUUUUCAUGUGCAAUUGAAUAUAUUAAAAAUAUGAAUUGUGAAAGUUUAAAAAUGGAUCAGGAUGUUUUUAAUGCAUAUGUAAGUGGUAAACUUUUACCACCAUUAGAUAAAGAUAAUUGUUUAAUGAAAGAUUCAAUUAAAAAAAUUGAAUUAUUAACAAAAAAAGUAGAAGAUUUAUCUAAAGCAGAAGAUUCAUUAGAUGCAAGAUUAGAUGCUUUUGAAGAAAGUAUUGAAGCACAAAAAAUUGCUUUUGUAGAAGAAAUUUCAGAAUAUACUACAAAACAUCCAUCAAAAGAUAUAUUAAAUGUUAUUGAAGAAUUAAAUCUUGAAAAUGAUUCAACAUUUUAA